UACAGCUAACUAGCUCCUGUAGCAACUUGAGAAGAGCCUUGUCAAAAUUAUCCGUGAUUCAAAACAAUCUACUCACUUUUAUGGGAAUCACAGAACGGGCUGCAUCGUGCCUAUGAAAAGGUGGAGUUUAUGAGCACGUAAAUACGGUAUACAGUGAGUCCCUCCUAACCCUGGCUUCCACACUGUGACCCUCUGAGACGUAGACGGGCCCCUCAAAGCAAGGGCCCAGAGCUUUUUUUUAAGCAUCACUCCUCCUUCACCUGAGCAAGCUUGGACAUCAUUUGAGAAGACAUGUCCUCCAUCUUGCCGUUCACCCCUCCAGUCGUGAAGAGGCUGCUGGGGUGGAAGAAGAUGUCCAGCGGCCCGGGCGGAGCUGGUGGAGGGGAGCAGAAUGGUCAGGAGGACAAAUGGUGUGAGAAGGCCGUCAAGAUCCUGGUGAAGAAGCUGAAGAAGACGGGACAGCUGGACGAACUGGAGAAGGCCAUUGCCACGCAGAACUGCAACACCAAAUGUGUCACCAUUCCCAGUAAUUGCUCUGAAAUAUGGGGCCUGAGCACACCAAAUACGAUAGAGCAGUGGGACACGUCAGGCUUGUACAGCUACCCUGACCAAACCAGAUCCCUAGAUGGACUUCUCCAGGUGUCCCACAGAAAGACCCCUCCUCAUGUGAUCUACUGCCGUCUGUGGAGGUGGCCUGACCUGCACAGUCACCACGAGCUCAGGGCCAUCGAGGCCUGUGAGUACUCCUUCCACCUGAAGAAAGAUGAGGUUUGCAUCAACCCUUACCACUACCAGAGGGUGGAGACCCCAGUGCUGCCUGCUGUUCUAGUGCCCAGGCACCAGGCAGAGAUCCUGACUGAGCGCCCCCCUCUGGACGACUACACUCACUCCAUCCCUGAGAACACAAAUUUCCCCGCAGGAAUUGAACCCCCGAGCAACUACAUACCAGAAACGCCUCCCCCCGGAUACAUCAGUGAGGAUGGAGAGGCCAGUGAUCAGCAGAUGAAUCAAAGUAUGGACACAGGUUCUCCAGCAGAACUGUCCCCAAGCACUCUUUCUCCUGUCAAUCAUAGCAUGGACCUCCAGCCGGUGACCUACUCGGAGCCGGCUUUCUGGUGUUCGAUAGCAUACUACGAGCUGAACCAGCGCGUGGGGGAGACGUUCCACGCCUCGCAGCCCUCGCUCACCGUGGACGGCUUCACGGACCCCUCCAACUCUGAGCGCUUCUGUCUGGGCCUUCUCUCCAAUGUCAACAGGAACGCCACGGUGGAGAUGACCAGGAGACACAUAGGAAGAGGUGUUAGGCUUUACUACAUUGGAGGAGAGGUGUUUGCAGAGUGCCUGAGUGAUAGCGCCAUCUUUGUCCAAAGUCCAAACUGCAACCAGCGGUACGGUUGGCAUCCAGCAACAGUGUGUAAAAUACCUCCAGGCUGUAAUCUGAAAAUCUUCAACAACCAGGAGUUUGCAGCUCUUCUGGCUCAGUCGGUGAAUCAGGGCUUCGAGGCGGUGUACCAGCUGACCAGGAUGUGCACCAUUCGCAUGAGUUUUGUCAAAGGCUGGGGAGCAGAGUACAGGCGGCAGACGGUCACAAGCACUCCAUGUUGGAUCGAGCUUCACUUAAAUGGCCCUCUGCAGUGGCUGGACAAGGUUCUGACCCAGAUGGGCACCCCGUCUGGCCUCUGCACCAGUAUGUCCUAAACAGCUACGGAAACACCCAAAAACGCAGCCUGAUACAAAGAUUUUACCAAUUCUUAAAGGGACAGUACAGUAUUUUGUGUUUUUUAUGAUACAUUAUUGUCCUAAUCUGGACGGAGCUAUUGUUUCCCACACUGAAACUGGCUUUCUUGGUUUGGAGAAGCAGUCCGGAGCAGAGAUGCAAAGCCAAAACAGUGCUAUUAAGCGUGUUUAAAAACUUGAGCUUUCCCAAGUCCCAUUUUAAAACUUCACUGUGUAGCUUUUCUUCCUCCAUUAAGAUGUUAUUGGUUUGCCUCUAUAUGCCUUUUAACUUGUCUAUCACCAUGGAGACAAGCAUGCUGCUAUCAGGCCAAAUUACAAGUCAGAUCUGUGUAGAAGUGGCUGUCUUUACAGUUACAAUGCAUGUUUGUCUAGGUAUUUUUUGACAAUAAACCCACCUGUACUGGAAUAAAUGAAAUGGGUAAGUUUAAUGGCAUACUGAGGAACAUUCCAAACAAAGCAGUAACAUCUCCAUGGAGAUUAACAAGUGGCGGACUGUGCCCCAGAAAAGUUACAUAGUGGAGCUUUACAUGUAAUGCCCAUAGAGGAUAUUAACGUUUUUUAACAUAGGAAGGCGUGCAAGUUUAAAAUAUGAUGUAUAGAAUUUCAUAUAGAAUCUUUUAAGGGCCCGUUUACUAUAGAUGAAUUUUAAAUUGUACUAAAAAUCAAGUAAAGUUUUUAUUUACCAUAAAGAUUAUACUGGGAUUACAUCAAUUAUGAACUAAGGCUAAAACAGUUCAAAUUUAAAGAUUAAAUUGUGAACAUAUGCUCUUCUUACCACUGAUGCAAAAAACAUUUAGUAUUUUGCAUUACUCCUGUCAUUAAGGAAAAUAACAAUGGGAAUGUAUUAGAUGGUAUAUCAGUUAUAGGUCUGAUAUCGAAAAUGUUGCCGAUAUUUGGCACCAAUAUUUUUUUCUGCUCUUUCCUAUUAUCUGUGUGCUCAUGUGUUAUACCCUGUUAGACCUCUGUGCACUGGAUCUGUCUUUUUGAGCAGACUAAAUAAGAGAAAAUUUGAAUUAAAUACCAGAUAAAUGUAUUAUUAUUUUUACAAAAGCAUUCAUUUAUAAACUUCACUGUAAGUUAACAUAAAUUUGGUCUGUUACUCGCCUUAUUCCGGAAGUUCCAGGGCGCCGCCAUCAUGAUUCGGUUUGUAUUAUUUUGUAUCUUAACAAUAAAUAAGUUCUGUACAGACGAUAAAAGCGUUUUAAAGCCCCUCAAAGAAUCAGUACAGUGUGAUUUGUCGGUGCACAUAAAAACUGAACAACCGACUUUAUGCCAUGACAUGAAUGGGAUCCCUGAUUAACCGGAAGUUCCACCACAAAAAAGCGCACCUUAUUUGUGGUGGCGGAAUAAGGUGGAUAGAUUUUAAAAGCUUAAUAUCAGUUUUGGUGAAUAUCUGUGCUCGGCCACGAUAGCAAAACAAAUACUGAAUAUUGGUAUCUGCAAAAAAGAAAAAAAAUCCAUAGCUGACCAUGCCUUGAACUAAAUUGGCAGUGCUAACACUCCUAUCUGCUCCUCCAAACUUUUUAAACUGUUGCAAACUAAAACGAAGCUAGCUAUCUCAAUGCAUAUCAAAAAAGCGUAAAAUACUGGACUGACUCUUUUUAAACUGCGAGUCCUUUCUUUGGAAAUCAUGUCAACCCAAGAAUCCUGUAAAAUAAGACAAUAGUGUGUGUGGCCUGGCUCCACAUCCCUCUUUUAACAAAGUUACGAAAAAUAAAAAUCACUUCUUUUGCACUCAAACUCAAACGAAACAAAACAAAAGAACACAUUUUAGAAUUUGGCACUUUCUUACCCCUUUUAUGUCAUGCACCUUGUUCAAAUGGCUCUCCCCCUUCUCCAAAAAUCUUUUAAUAUUAUCUCUAUUUGAGGUACAGAUGAAAUGUAUAUGCGUUUUGGUAACACUUUAGUUUAGGGGCCACAUAUUAAUUGCUAAUGAAGUGGUAAAUGGUAUGCUAAUUAGUAGGGAUAGGACGAGAUGAAAUUGCCACAAGAUGAGACCAGAUAUGAGAUUGGGUCCAUGAGAAUGAGACAUGACGAGAUUUUAACAUACCGUAUUUUCUUAACUAUAAGUCGCUCCGGAGUAUAAGUUGCACCAGCCAAAAAAUGCGCAAUGAAGAGGAAAAAAACAUGUAAAUCGCACUUUUUGGGGAAAUGUAUUUUAUAAAAUCAGAGACCAGGAACCGACAUUUCACCUUGAAAGGCAAGUUCUAGUAAUAACAAUAAAACAGAAAACAACAGACUGAAUAGGCAGUAAUAUGUUAAUGUAACAUAUUAACAGUUAUUCAUAUAAUUAUAGCAUAAUCAACAUAAAAUAAGUUUACCAAACUCACGAUCUCACUCCAAAUCACUAAAUCCAUUCAGUUCGAAAAAUACGGUAAUGAAUUCUAAUAUACAUUUCAUAAUUUUGGCCUCACAGUUUUGUAUUUAUUUGAUUUCAUAUUUUUGUUUCCAUUCUACUUCCGCUUUCUGAAACUAUAAAAGAUCACGUGAACCUUUCUCAUCCAAUCCAAAUAUAAACACAUGGAAAAAAUCUCACGAGAUAAUUUUUCUCAUGUGUGCACAAUUUUGUGGCAAUUUUGUCUCUCGAGAUCUUGUUGCAUGAGAUCUUGUACCAUCUCUAGUAAUUAGCUGUUACUUAGCUGUUAGUUGGUAUUUAUCAAACACUUAUUAAUGCUUAUAAAGAUUUCAGUGUAUGUACAGAAACAUCUAUUGUAAUCCCCACUACUUUAAUGGGAAGAAAGUAGUUAUUGGUUUACUACUAAAAUACGGCCUUAAGACGGAAAUGCAUGGAAAGUACUUUAUAAAUACUAACAAAGAUGUAAUUAAGCACUUAUAAUACAUUUUACUAUUAACUAGCGAUUAAUAGGGAUGGGACGAGACACAAGUUCUUACAAGACGAGACAUGACAAGAGAUUUGGCUCCCGAAAACGAGACAAGACGAGCUUUUGAGAUAAUUUUUAGUAAACGAAUUGUGCCAUUCAGUUCACAGUUUUGACUUCACAAUAUUUCAUUUUAGUUUUGCUGUCAUUGUAGCACUGCUUUUUGGAAUUGCAGCUUCUCGAGACGAGUUACUCGGCAAAGUUAAUCCCCUUUUUAUCCACGGUAAAUGUAAAAAUAUGAGGAAAAAAUUCUCAGGAGAUCGUUUUCCUCAUGUGUGCGUAGUCUUGUGGCAAUUUUGUCUCGAGAUCGUGUCCCAUCCCUAGCUAUUAAUAUUUGGUCCCGAAACUUAAGUGUUACCUUAAUUUUUAGUCCAAUAAUUAGGGGGAAUACCAAAAAUAUGUGAAUAGUUUCUCAGUCUUGAAGAUAGCUUGUAUGAGUAAAACAAGCUUAAAAACGAUAUGUUCUUUGCCCAACUUAACCAUUGUUGUUCUAGCUUUUGAGUUUUAGUUAAUUUUUAGAUAAUCUUUGCCCCAUAUUUUGUGUGUGAGGGAGUUAGCUUGAUGACGAUUGCCUUUGGUGGCCUUUUGAAAGAAUUACCACAAUGAUGUUUAUAUGAAAUUAGGUUGUGGAAAGGACUCUGUUUGUUUCUUUUUUUAUUUUUAUUUUUUCCUUUUUUUUGUUUUGAUUUCGCCAUUACGGCUUUUUUAAGAAACUUGUCGAAGUGUGUCGUUAUAGGACAUACAGCUUAAAUGGACAAAUAGGAAUGUUAGUUUAAGAAAUCAAAAAUCUUAAAUUGAAAUAAGACAAACUGAGCCUGGCUGCAGUUUAGUACUCUGUCAUUAUAUGGCACUAGUCACGACCUUCUAGUUUAGUUGAUUUGCAUCCCGGACGGAGAAAGCCUGGUUUGAAAACUUAAAGUGCAUUUGACAGAUUCAGAUAUAUUUCAAAUUAUGACUUGGUUUGGUAGGAUAGUUCCUGUGGUAAAUAUUUAUCAUAGUUUUACAUCAGUUAAGUGGCAGUUUGUGCAGAAACGUAGAAAACAAAAAGUUGGAAAAUACAGAAAGUAGAGGCUUUGGUGAAUGGUGAGACAAUUUAUGCAUUUUUCUGACUGCUGAUUUAAAGAUGUGCUGUGUAACUUUUUGGUUUGCGGCCUGUCACCUGCUUGUUUCUAUGGAUACGUCACUGCUCUGCCUGGAAUGUUGCACAGUAUGACAUUAAACGGCUUUACCUUACAUUUAUUCAAUUACAGGUGGAUUUAAAGCUCAAAAAUGCCUACAAAAAGUGUUCUCACUGUGAGCGGGGUUUCCUUUCCACAGAUCUGACCUGUAACUUGAUUUGGUUUAGUUUCCAUGGUGAUGGAAAGGUUUAAUACCAUACUGUGAAACAUUCCAGACGAAGCAAUAACAUCUCAAUUUGACGGACCCUCCACCAGAAAAGUUACACAAUGCACCUUUAGCAAAAUAAGUGUUGACAUUAAUUUUUAUUUGUCAUAUCAUAACUAUUGUUUAAUUUACACCAGGUUUAGCCCUUGGUUGUUAGGUAACUUAACUUCAACUUGCGUCACAUCUGCUGCUCAUGUCCAACUGGAAGUGAAAUUAUAUUAACUUCACCGAAAUUACAAAACCAGAAAAACUAGGCAAAUCUUAAAUGUAAUUAUUACUAUGUGAAAUGUGUAAUUUAACCUGUCAUAUGCACUUUAAAUCUUGAAUUAGCCUGGCUUUAGGAUGCGCUGGGCAGGGACCAGAAAGAUCAGCUCUUUUCUUUGACGACACUGGGGGGUGACGCAUUAGAGAUAUUGAAGGUAUCAACAAAUUCAUCUUGUUCUUAGCCUAUAUCCCCAUUGUUUUGCUACUUUUUGUAUUCUCAUGUAUUUUUAUAUAUAAAUAUACUUAAAUACUUUCUGUCGUUCACUUUUUAUUAUUAAAAGUAAUAUUUUAAAAAAAGACCACAGCUGUUCUAAAAAGUGGAGGGCAAGGACCAUUCCUCGUUUCACCCGAUGGGUUCAGUUCCGUUCAUUUCACACGUUUUUUGUCUCUCUGUUUUUCAAAGAUAUCACUGCCCUGUACUGAGUGUGUGUAGCCUCCCUCUGCUUUGUUUUUCCAAAGAAUUACUGUGGAUUUUAAAGGAGAAGUUUGUCAUCUUGUGAACCUUUCACUAUAGGUUUUGCACUCAGCAUUGUAUUUGCUGUGAACCAAAGCUGUAAGAGUUUGAAGCUCAUUUACCUCAUUCAAGUACAAAUAAUUCAACCACUGGUAACCAACGUAAGCUAAAGGUGCUUUGUGCUUGUGGUCAGGCCCGUUGACAGAAAUUUGGGGGCCCAGGGCAAGAAGCCUCAAAUGGGCCUAAUAUAAAUGAAUAGGAAAAGGGUCCAGUUCUGGGCCCCUAAAAACCUUGUGGCCCGGGACAACACUCCCCUUUGUCCCCCGUUCCAUUUACUACCCUGCUUGUGGUUUAAAAAUCCAUAAAUUGUAAAUUGAUAGCUCCACUGUAUAGACACACUCAUAGCAAAACAUAUAAGACUCUGUACCUGAUUUUUACUGUCUUCUAAAGCCAAAGGUUUUUCCUCUCUUACCAUAUGCAUUCUGAGCUUUUUAAAUUAAAUUAUUCACCGCAAUAUGUUUCUAAGCACUUUUCACAACUUUGAGACCACAGUGUAAAGUAGAGCUCGGUGGUGGACAGAAUUUUCAGUCCCACUUCUGCCCGCACUCUCAAAGAUUUGUAAUUUUCAUUCCUGCUCCCACCUUCGUCUGCAAUAUUUUGUCCUGCUCCAGCCUGCAAAUCCCUCAAGAUAGAGACGUUCGCUUUCUUAAGCUCUAUCAAACAUGGAGAAGCAGAAGAUUGUCUUAAAUGUGCGCGAGAUUAGACUACAUCUGCAAGUUUAGGCUGCUUAAAAUGUUUUUAUUAAUGCUAAAUAAAAUAUCGAGCACAAAUGAGGUAUGGGCAAACCAUACGGAAACCAUAUCGGAAACGAUCUGCGUCCAUACACGUCGUUUCUGUGUCCAAAAUCCUUUCUUAUCCACACAGCUUUGAGCAUAUUUAAAACUGCAUGGCUAAUUUGCAUAAACGUCAUACAUCUGCAGGUCAUACACAUAGACCGUAUAUAUGAAUAUAUACUUGCCUUUUAGCGUUUUGGCGGUGAAUUAGCUACUUCGCGGUGCAUAGAACUACAUCAGCAUAUCAGCGUUUUCAGGUGUCCACACGGUACCAGAUCGUUCCGUCUCUGGAGUCGUUUUUUUGGAUUAGUGUGGACGAACACUGCAUCUGCAACGAAAACGAGUCAAAUACGUACUAGUGUGGACAGGGCCUUAGUUUGCGGGACUGCAGUUUAUCAUCCCGCCCGCACACUCCCACAUUGUGCAGUCCCACUCUUGCCCAUGCCACUGUUUUGCGUCGAGUCCCAUGGGAGGGCUGCGGGAGUGCAGGUCUCUCAUGUAAAGCUAACGGCUUAACAACUAGCAUGCUAUUGCGCAUUUCCUGAGUAUCGGAUGUUAAAAAAAGCUUUCUAAUUAGAUUACAAUUAGAAUUAGAAUUUUAUUACCAUAAAAGCUACUGGGGCAAGGCAAAUUUUUGUAAAAAAAAAAAAAAAAUCAGGUACACGUCCUUUUUAAACUUUCUUCUUAAAAUCAUAGAGAAAAUAAGUAUUAAAAUUGUAUUAGAAACAUUUUAACACUUACUUUAUUGGAACUUAUAAAACAACAAUUGAACCAGCUAUGUGUCUAUCCCCCUAACCAUAUGUAUUAAAUAUUAUUGGCCUAUAAAAUGUCCCAGCAAUAACCAAACUGAGAGCUAUUACCAGCUUUUUGUUAUUUCUACUGUAGACCCAUUUACAGAAAUCUCCAAAAAUUUAAGUUUAUUGUACAAAAUAUAAAUAUGCCACAGGAAGCACAUCGCACCUUAACUUUCUCAAAUUUCACCCAUUCAAUAAAACUGGACAAUUACACAAAAAUACUAUCGUCUCUUCAGACAUGCAUCAACUUCUCCUUUAAAGUGCCCAAACCAAGCAAUGUACCUGAAUCUCUUAAAGCUGUAGUGUGUAACUUUUCUGAUGGAGGGUCCGUCAAAUGCUUUUCUCCAUGGAGAUGUUAUUGCUUUGUCUUGAAUGUUUCACAGUAUUAAACUUGUUUAUUUUUGGAGACCAAACCAGACUAAGUUACAGGUCAGAUCAGUGGAAAGGCGACCCUACUCACAGUAAGAAUACCUGUUUUUCUAGGUAUUCUUGAGAUAUAAAACCACCUGUAAUUGAGUGAAUAUAAGGCAGAGCUGUUUAAUGUAACACUGUGGAACAUUCCAAGCAGAGCAAUGACAUAUCCAUAAAAGCAAACCGGUGACAGAUGGACUCCCCAACCAAAAAGCUACACAGUGCACCUUUUAACUCUAUCGUUAUUUGAUGCUUUUACGGAUCUUGUACUGUAGGCUCGUUUUAAAAAGGUGGCAACGAUUCCAUUCAUCUCUUUAUAUAGCGUUUAUUUUGAAGAACACGUGUGACCUCUAAGAGCAUUUUGGUGCUUAACUUUAGCGGGUUUAUAAGGUCAACUCUUGAACUAUUGGCUUUUUUUGUAACAUGGGAGUAAAACCACUUUUCUUCCAUGAAUAAUAAUAACUGAUAGAAAUGAAUGGUGAAUGUGCCUGAUCUGCACACAGGGACAUCAAGUAUUAAUGUUCGUAUUGUAUUUGUUCUGUCUAUAAAAUAACAGUAUGUACAACAAAGACUUAUUAUUCUAGCUUAAACUCUGCCAUCCUUGUCAUUACGUGGCUGUUUGAACAUGUCCCCGCGCUCCUAUUUUGAUGUAAAUGUUGUUUACUAUAAAUACUGGCACUAGCGAUUGUACUUAAAGUGCAACUAGUGAGGUUGGAUCUCGGGCGGGCGCUGCCACCUGUGGGCGGGGUCUAGUAUUACAUUGUUUCUAUCUUUGGCCUACUACAACAUAUGAAUGUGAAGUUUAAAAAAAUGCAUUACAAAAACUGACGUGGACCAGAUGUUCAUAUACAUAACAGUAGUACAGUAUGUGUGUAUUUAAUAGUUAUCUUUUGCAAAGCAGUCAGUACAGUAGAUGUUGCAGUUGUUUUACCAGUAGGGGGCGGUAUUGAUAGAGCAGUUCUUUUUUUUCUGACUAUAAGCUUCUCAGGCGUGUGGCAUAUUAUGCAGACUUCAUAAAACACUAAUAAAGAUUUUUAUUCUCA
Messenger RNA from Boleophthalmus pectinirostris (great blue-spotted mudskipper), 9798 nucleotides. Its product is annotated as mothers against decapentaplegic homolog 2. Lineage: Eukaryota; Metazoa; Chordata; Actinopteri; Gobiiformes; Gobiidae. Gene Ontology annotation, molecular function: DNA-binding transcription factor activity, RNA polymerase II-specific; I-SMAD binding; RNA polymerase II cis-regulatory region sequence-specific DNA binding. Bases 292 to 1698 code for a protein of 468 amino acids. Gene Ontology annotation, cellular component: heteromeric SMAD protein complex. The record is from RefSeq and is a predicted model, not a curated record. The transcript is spliced from 11 exons. Gene Ontology annotation, biological process: regulation of transcription by RNA polymerase II; transforming growth factor beta receptor signaling pathway; SMAD protein signal transduction.